Closterium sp. Naga37s-1 is the source of this 3252-nucleotide messenger RNA. The record is from the annotation of a GenBank genome assembly. Lineage: Eukaryota; Viridiplantae; Streptophyta; Zygnematophyceae; Desmidiales; Closteriaceae.
AUGACCGUCCAUGAUCAAGCGUCGGCGCUACUCGUAGCCGCCAUCAUGGCGGUUCUUCUCCUCUGCCCGGCAGCACUGCCAGCGGCAGCGGACGCGUCCGUCAUGUUCCGCUCUUCCCGCCGCCUCACGCAGAGUCUAGGUCUGCUCACCCUUCCGCAAUCGUGGUUUCGUGGCGCGCGGCAGGAACGCUCGCUGGUCGAGCAGGCUGGCGGCACAGGCGAAGCACCCCCAAAGGGCGGAGGCGGCGGCGCGACACACCACGGGCCCACCAGCGGCGGCGUCGCCCACAAACCCACUGACCCAGCGGCGGCGGCGUUGGCGGACGCCGGCGGCGGCGUUGGCGGCGCUGGCGCCGGCCAGGCACCCUCUGACGUCGGCACAGGCGAUGGCGCGCGCCAAGGACCAGCAUCCGACGCAGGUGAAGCACAGGCGGCGGAGGCGCCAAGGACUAGCACAGGCGGCGGAGGCGCCAACCAAGGACCCCAAGACGCAAGCGCAGGCGUCGCCCUCGGACCCAACGUUGGCGGUGCGGACGCAGGCGAAGGACCUGCCAUCGCCGGCCGUGGAGGUAGCGCAGGGACGAACCAAGAUCCCACCAACACCGGCGCAGGCGGAGUCACCCAAGGACCCCCAGGCGCCAGUGGCGCUGGCGGCGCAGGUGCCGGCCAAGGACCCCCCGACGCCGGCGCAGAUGGAGAUGGAGCAGGCAGCGACCAAGGGUCCCCCUUGGACGCAAGCGAAGCAAGCGCCAACGGCGGAGGUGGCGGAGCUACAAACCAAGGGCCCACCAGCAACGCAGACGGCGGCAAAGGACCAGCAUCCGACGCAGGCGAAGCGCCCGCCAAUGGCGGAGGCAGCGGAGCUUCACACCAAAGGCCCACUGGCAGCACAGGCGGCGGAGGCGCCAACCAAGGAUCCCCCGACGCCAGCGGCGACGGCGGUGCAGGUGCCGGCGAAGGACCCGCCAACGCCGGUGGUGGAGGCAGCGCAGAGACGAACCAAGGGCCCACCGGUGCAAUCGCAGGCGACACAGGCACCGCCGGCGGCCAAGUACCCGCCGACACGGGCAGCUCAGGCGCCAAACAAGGCCCCACCGACGCCAACCAGCCUAAUGCCCCCAUGGUGCGGCAUCAUGGCGGACAUCGCGCGGCGGCAACAUCGGGAGUGCGCAUGCGGGACCUGGUGGUGUGGCGGGCCGCCAAAUUCCAGCUGAAGGCGCGUGAAGCCCGGGCGCACAUGGCGGCCGGCAAGGCCGCGGCAGCCGUGGCGCAUUCGCACGCUUCGGCGCUGGAGGAUGCGACAAACGUGAAGGCUUGGACCGGCCUGGCACGCAGUUGUGUGGAACAGAUGGCAUUGGCGUCAGAGAGUGUGGAGGAGGCAGCGGGGAUGAUGGAGAGCGGCAGCGAGGACGUUAACCUGCCGCGCAUCCACCUCUCCAACGCCGUCACGCUCGCGCUCGACUGUGCCGAGGGAUUCGACCUCUUUUCACCGGGCAGCUCCCGCAACCCUCGCAUCAAGGCCCUGCAGAGAGCAGCGAUGGACGUGCGGGCGUCGGUGAUGGAGGCGCUGGGGCGAGCAGCGGACAUGGCGGCCAUAAUUGCAGCAGGCGACGACAGCGCUGCUGCUGCCGCCGUGCCUUCGCCCUCGCCCACUCGCCGCCGCCUGUUGCAAGCUGCCAGUGCGGGCAGGGCUCAUCAUGCAGGCCCCACCACCACCGGUGCAGGCACAGCCACUGCAAUCACGGUGGCCAACCCCCACAACUCCAUCCCCAACCCCCACACUCAUGGUGGUCCCACCACCGCCAACCGCACUGCCAGCCAUCAUGGCGAACCCUUCGACUCCACUCAUCAUGGCGAGCCAUCCGACUCCCCCAGCUGGACCCACACUGACGGCCCCAGGCCGUCACUACUACCACCCUCCCCGCCUCCUUCCCCCCCUCCCUCUCCCCCUCCCCUUUCGCCUCCCCCUCCUUCCCCUCCUCCUUCACCCCCUCCCCCUUCGCCUCCCCCUCCUUCCCCUCCUCCUUCCCCCCCUCCCCCUUCGCCUCCCCCUCCUUCCCCUCCUCCUUCUCCCCCGCCCCCUUCCCCUCCCCCUCCUUCCCCUCCUCCUUCUCCCCCUCCCCCUUCGCCUCCCCCUCCUUCCCCUCCUCCCCCUUCCCCUCCCCCUCCCUCCCCUCCUCCAUCCCCCCCACCACCUUCCCCUCCUCCUCCCUCCCCUCCUCCUCCACCCCCCUUCCCUCCUCCUCGACCUCCCCCCCCUCCUCCUCCACCUCCCUCCCCUCCCCCUUCCCCGCCCCCAUCUCCGCCCCCCCCCUCAUCACCCGUUCCGCGCAUCACCCCCACGGUCACCGUGGCACAGGAUGGUUCGGGGAACUUCCUUACCGUGCAGGAGGCGAUCAGGGCGUACCCAUCGGGGUUGAAGGGGCGCUAUGUGGUGUUCAUCCGGCCGGGCUUGUACCGUGAGAAGGUGGCCAUCAACUCCACCGCCAAGAACGUCACGCUACUGGGGCUCGGUGCUGCAUCCACUGUUAUCUCUUGGAACGACAAUGCCACUGCUGGCACUGCCACCUUCCAGACCCCCACUGUUGCUGUGGACGCGAGUGGCUUUGUGGCCAUCGGCAUUCGCUUUGAGAACACGGCAGGGAGGGCUGGGAACCAGGCGGUGGCGUUCAGGCAGACGGGCGACAACGCGGCCUUCUACGAGUGCGAGUUCAUCGCCUGGCAGGACACGCUGUAUGUGCACGGUGGGCGCCAGUACUACCGCAACUGCCAUGUGAACGGGUCGGUGGAUUGUCUUUGGCAACGGUGCGGCUGUGUUGGACAACUGCACGUUCCUCAUCCGCCCUCACAGCGGGUCGACAGGCCUAUGCCCGAGUGGCUGUCAUCAACACCACAAUCAGCAAUGUGGUACGUCCUCCUCUUGCACUCUUCCCUCUUUGACCUGCUGUUCCCUUUCUGCCAUGCUGCUGUCAUCGCACUGCCUCAACCCUCAUCCCUCACACUGCACUUGCCAAUUGUGUGCCACUCCCCACAGCUGAAUACAAAUGGCUGGCUGGACUGGGGGGGUACAGUGUACAACACUACUACGUUCAUCGAGCAAGGCAAUAGUGGGCCGGGGUCUGUGGGGCCGCGCAUAGCAUGGGCACUGCCAGGCAUCGUGACCGACCCUGCGCAGGUGGCCAUGUACUACCCCAACAGCUUCCUCGCCCCCUUCUCCUCCAUCGCCAACCUCAUUCCCUUCCCCUGGCUCUGA